Messenger RNA from Beta vulgaris subsp. vulgaris (sugar beet), 1250 nucleotides. Its product is annotated as high mobility group B protein 13-like. NCBI's taxonomy places the organism in Eukaryota, Viridiplantae, Streptophyta, Magnoliopsida, Caryophyllales, Amaranthaceae. The coding region runs from base 271 to 1020 and encodes 249 amino acids. The transcript has 5 exons. The record is from RefSeq and is a predicted model, not a curated record.
AGAUGAUCACACGCUAACAUUAACCUAAACAUAACGGUUUUUAUCUUUUCUCUCUCUAAAAAGGUGGUUCUUUUGUCAUCCACAAAAGUCAUUGAGAUCAGCUAAUUUUGUGGUUUGUGUUUCUCACUCAAUUUAUGUCAUGAUAUGUUCAUCUUCUUCUGCUUUUCAGGUUGAACAGUUUUGAGAUAUCAGGGAGUUUUUCUUCUGGUUUAUCUGCUUUUUUUUUUUCUAAUUGAAAUUUGAUAGAAAAAAAUAAAAAUUGGGUAAAAAAUGGAUUUAAAGAGAAAUGAAGGUGAUGGAAGUGUUUCAGUUGUUAAGGAAUCUGAGAAGCCUGUUGAAGAAUCAACUAGCAACCGGAAAUCUUCUCUUUCCAAUGUGACUGAUGUGGGGAAUUUGAGUGACAAAAAUAUGAUGUUCAGGGCUGAUAUGAUUGAUUUUAAGAGUUGGGAUGUUCAAUUGGAAAAACAUUCGAGCCGUGUUUGGUCUCGAGAUUGUGAUCUAAAUGCUGUAAAAGAAGAAUGGGAAAUCGAAUUGGCGAAACUUGAUCUUAACAAUGUUAUUGCUCAUGGCACAUAUGGUAGUGUUUACAGGGCUACUUAUGAUGGAAAGGAUGUUGCAGCUUCUUCAAGCAAGAAGAAACCUAAAGAUGGAGAUGAAGAUGAAGAUGAAGAUGGAUCGAAGAAGAAAAAACUGAAGAGGAAAAAGAAUCCAAAUGCACCAAGGAGGGCAAUGUCUGGAUUUAUAUUCUUUUCUCAAGCUGAACGGGAGAACACAAAGAAAGAUAACCCGGGAAUUACAUUUUUAGAUAUAGGGAAGGUUCUUGGGGAGAGAUGGAGGAAUAUGUCAGCCGAGGAAAAAGAACCUUAUGAGGCAAAAGCUCUUGCUGACAAGAAGCGAUACCUUGCUGCGCUUGAUGACUACAAGAAUGCGCUUGCUGCAAUUUCGUACUCGGGGACGAAUCUGACAGUCCUUAAGAGUAAUCGAUAUUCUCCUUUGAAUGCGGAUGUAUGUUGUUUAUAAGAAUACAUUCCAUAGUUGUGUUCUUUUGUUCAGGUCAAGUAUAUGUUAAUCAACCACGCAACCGGUCUCAUUUUGAGCUUGCAGGGUGGUGUAGAAGCAUGAGUUCCUCUAUUUUGAGCUCUCGAGCAUUUUAGGUCACUAUUAACAAUGCUCCUCUUCUGAGUUCUGCCCUAACCAUUUUGUGCUCAAUGGAUGCCAAUUAAAAUGGGAAUAUAUUAUUCUGAAAGCAA